AUGGCGACGGAACGUUCCUUGGCCACGCUGCUGCGGUCGCUACAGGCGACUUCUAGCUUCCAAGAUGCUGCUGGUCUCCUACCUACAGUUACAAGCUUCCUGUCUAUGCUAGGGAACCCGUUGAAUCUGACACUUCUCGCAUCGCAACUUCUUACCGCUCCUUCGCUUUGGAGUCAACCAGUCGACCUUCAUGCUUGCCGCAAGAUCCUGAGCGUCUUCAAUACUGCUGCUAUUGCCGUCUUGCAGAAUGACACCACUGAUGAGCCACGGAUACCCUACGGACGGAAUCGGAAAAUCGAGUGUGAUGCUUGGGUUAAGGCUAUUGCGGAGGGCGCCGAUGAUAAGUCCCCGCGAUGGCGGCAUACCCUCUUGCUUGGUGGUAUCCUGAUGGGAUUCGAGGGCCAGAAUCGUCAGGGCUUACCACGGAAUAUUCGAAUCAAGCUUGAGUCUGCGCUUGCGACUGCUGCACAACUUGCGUUGGAGGAAUUGAGUCCCGACGCUGGGAUCGAUGCGCAGUGUAUCACCAUGGUGCUGAAUUAUACAUUCGAGCUCCUGUCAGAUCUUGAGAGAAGCAAGAUUGAUUAUGAUCGUUUGCUUCCGGCAAUGAUUCAAUCGGCUUACUUGUCUUCGGAGGGUCUUGAGGGUGGAUACUUCUUAGGAUCUAUUGAUCAAGAUGUCGUCGAGGCUCCCGGUAAACAAUUUCGAUGGUCGGCCAAUUCCCCGACCUUUAGUAUUGUGUCGGCAAUGGCUGCACGUCCGCUUGUGUCGACAUUAGGUCCUCUUUCUCGUCUGAUUGCACAUUCUAUUGAUAAUGCGCGCGAUCCAAGGAUCGUUGCCCACACAGUUGAUCAGCUGGCUGACUUUGUUCGAACCCUGAUGGUACAAUGGCGGCAAAACAAAUUGUCUGAAAUUGAUGUUGCAGAGGAAGCUGAGUUCCUCGAUGCAGAAUCACGCGAGAAAACACUUCCCGCGCUUUGGCAAAUGUUGCGCAAUUGCUUAUACUCAGUGGUCAUCGCACUCAGAGCUGUGUUGGGGAGAACUAUUAAUGACCCGGCUCUCGCUGCCAACAGUAGUGCACCAUAUCUUUCGAUGCAAGCACUUCAUAUUCUUCGCAACAUGUACUUCAUCUCUUCUCGGAUCGGUCAGAAUGCCUCGUCGCAACAGACAUUUGUCUUGCUGGCAGCUAUCGAUAUCCUUUCCCAAUACCCAGAUCUCGCUGAGAACUUCUUGCGAAGUAUCAAACCCAGCGAGAUUGGACAAAUUCCAGCUCAUCCAGUCGAACGGUGCCUGGACCUCUUUUUUUUGAAUGCCGCGGAGCAUUUCCCUCUUGUUCUAUCGCCUGUGCUUAACGAGGAGCUACUCCUAUCGGCUGCAUUCCCAUAUCUUGCAGCUGGUGCAAACCACCUUCUUCUGGAAAUCUUCGAAGCUGCCCACAGCCUGGUGCUUGUCGUCUUCGCCAUUCCUCAUAACUCGGAACUAGCAGCAAAGCACCUCCCCUUCUAUAUUGAUAACCUAUUUGCUGUCUUCCCGCACAACCUUUCUGCUCGUCAAUUCCGUCUCGCGUUCAAGACCGUCAUCCAGAUCACAGCACCUCCUUCACCAUUAGCGAACAGCCAACCUCUUUUGCCAUCCAUUCUACUUGAAGUCGUUCAUGACCGCGCUCUCAAGGCUUCCUCCACACUUCUCCCGGCCCAGGGUACAAAUCCCGAUUUAAGUCAAGGUCCACCUCUCUCCGAACAAGCCGUCUUGACUCUUGCUCUCAUUGAUUCUCUUUCCUUCCUCCGAGUUGACGAUCUGAAGGAGUGGCUUCCCCUGGCGGCACAACUAAUCAAUGCAAUUGCUGACCGCAACAUGCGGCAUACAUGUAUUGAUCGGUUCUGGGAAGCUUUAGCUGGAGGCGAGAUGGAUGUCGACCGUGCUCACUGCUGUGUCACUUGGUGGAGCACCGAGGGGGGACGUGAACUUGUCCUCUUCGGAGCCGAGACUGCCCCCAGUGAGUCGGAUGAGAGUGGGCCUUACAUGAGUGGUGCUGUCGGUAGUGUUGCACCUGAGAGUAAGCUAUAA
Penicillium nucicola is the source of this 2064-nucleotide messenger RNA. RefSeq names its product putative peroxisomal membrane protein Pex17 (gene pex8). Bases 1 to 2064 code for a protein of 687 amino acids. The transcript is spliced from 4 exons. The record is from RefSeq and is a predicted model, not a curated record. NCBI's taxonomy places the organism in Eukaryota, Fungi, Ascomycota, Eurotiomycetes, Eurotiales, Aspergillaceae.